AUGACUAGCUGUAUGGAUGAUAUAUUAGGGACAAGAGUGACAUCAGUUGCCACAGGCGGAAAUUAUGAACAAUUGGAUGAACAAGAACAAAUACAUCAGCUUGAAAACCGAAAACAGAAUCUGAAAGAAAAGCUAAACAAUGCUAAAAGUAUAGAAUCAAGACUAGGUGAUGACAUGGAAAAAUAUAAACAUGAAGCGGAAGUACAUCGAACUGAAAUGCGUCGACUCGAUGAAGAAUUGAGACAAAGAAAUUCUGAAAUCGAACGAAUCGAACAAGAACUUGAAACUUUACGUGAUGAAAAACUACAAUUCGAAGAAACAUAUCGACAACAAGAGAGUGAAUAUGUUCAUCUAAAAGAGCGACUAGACAAAAAUGAAGAUGAACUUGAACAAUAUCAAGCACAAUUACACGAAUUAGCCGAAGAAAAACUUCUUUUAGAAGAACAAUCGAAAGAUCUAAAACAAAAAUGCCAAGAGAUAGAAAAGAAACAUCAAGAACUUCUUCAACAGAUUCAAAAGCUUGAAGAACAACAAGAAGAAUUGAAAAUAAGUUUGAAUGACUCGACGAAAGAAAUUCGUCAAAUUGAAAAUAAAAUGAAUCAACUUCGAAAUGAUAUGCGUCAAUUCGAAAAAGAAUUAACUACAAUUGAACAACAACAUAUUGAACUUGAACAACAAUUGAGUGCAAACAAAUCGGCUCGUGAUCGUCUUGAAACUGAUAUUAGAAAAAUUGAAAACAUGAUUCGACGUUUUGAGCAAAUAAUUGACAUGAAAAGAAAUCGAUUGAACGAAUAUAAUCAAUACAAACAACAAUUACAAGCUGAGCAAAAUCAAGCUCAAGUUGAAAUAACUCAAGCAAAACAAGAGCUCAUUACAAUUCAAGAAAAAAUGACAUCAUUACAAGAUAUUACUAAGCAAAGUCGAGUUGAAGUGAAUAGAUUGAAACAAAUGCUUGUAGAAGAGGAGAGACAAAUGCAACAAUUAAUUCAACAAAAGCAAAGUCUCGAGUAUGUAAAACAAUAG
Messenger RNA from Rotaria sp. Silwood2, 1023 nucleotides. NCBI's taxonomy places the organism in Eukaryota, Metazoa, Rotifera, Eurotatoria, Philodinida, Philodinidae. The record is from the annotation of a GenBank genome assembly.